AUGCCAAUGGAGAGGUCGGUGUCGCUGGCCGAGAGGAGCACCGCCGCCGCCGCCGCGCCGGCCAACGACCUCCGCUGCCACAGCGCCUCCUACGCCGUCUCCUACGCGCCCACCAAGGUGCAGCGCGCCAGGAGCACCACCUCCCUGUCGCGCCCCGCGGCGGCGACCGCCGUGCAGCGGAGCGGCAGCACGAGGACCGUCUCCGGCGCCGGCCCCGGCCCCACCCCGGGGCUGAACCUCCGGUGCUACAGCGCCUCCUACGCCGCCUCCUACAAGCCUUUCUCCGACGGCGCCGCCCAGGCCAAGGGGCCCAACGCCGCCACCACCACCGCAGCCACCUGGUCCUCCGCCGGCCGCCGCUCCCUCAACCUGAGGAGCUACACCCCGUCCUUCUCCGCAUUGGUCGACAACGAGGCCCCGGCCCCGGCCCCGGCCAAGACGGAUGACGCGGACGCGGAGCUGCAGAGGAAGAAGCGGCUGGUGGCCUACAAGGUGUACGACGUGGAGGGCAAGGUGAAGGGGUCGGUGCGGCGCAGCGUCAAGUGGAUCAAGGUCAAGUGCUCCCGCGCCGUCUACGGCUGGUGA
Molecule: messenger RNA, 585 nt
Organism: Triticum turgidum subsp. durum (durum wheat)
Lineage: Eukaryota; Viridiplantae; Streptophyta; Magnoliopsida; Poales; Poaceae
Source: the annotation of a GenBank genome assembly